Molecule: messenger RNA, 2177 nt
Organism: Contarinia nasturtii (swede midge)
Lineage: Eukaryota; Metazoa; Arthropoda; Insecta; Diptera; Cecidomyiidae
Product: DDB1- and CUL4-associated factor 10 homolog
Exons: 7
Coding region: 450-2057 (535 amino acids)
Cellular component (GO): Cul4-RING E3 ubiquitin ligase complex
Molecular function (GO): protein binding
Source: RefSeq, a predicted model, not a curated record
AAUGCAAAAUUAUUGACAACAAUCGAUAUAAAAACAAGUAUAUGAGAAGAAAAUGUGUGUUAUAGUAAUAAUUUGAAUGAAAUCACACAUAAAGUAUUCCAUCAUAAUCGUUUUUGACAGCUAGUAAAGAAAAAAACACUGUGUGCACAGAACUAUUUAUUGAAUUGAACACGAACAGUAGCGAGUGAGUUUUUUCCGUAGAAAAAAAACAUUGAAACCAUUUGAAUCUCAUACAAAAUAGAUGUGUGUCGAAUGUAAAGAUAAUAGUGAUAAAUAUUUUGACAUCGAUUUCCUGAUGUUUGAAGUAACAUCGUUUCAACGAAGACCAGCACGGAACUAACUUGAAUUCAUCAAAAUACACAACAUUGUACUGCGACAGUGUACUCCAACUGAUUGAAAUUGUCGUCGUCUUGAGAAUUAAGUCGUUUCGUUCUAUCCCACAACUUGGAAUGGGUAUAUUUUCUUUGUACAAUAGACGGGAGCGUGGAUUAAACAAUUAUGCUGGCUUAGAAGAUCAAAUACACAAAUCAAUAUAUUCACAUUUGGAAGCAUACAGCUGUUGGGACAGUGAUUCUGCGAAUGGUUCGGAAUAUGGUGGCGUUUACAAUUUGGAAUAUUCUCCCGAUGGAACACUGUUAAUAGCUGCAUGUGAAAAGAAAUCGAUCGUUUUAUUCGAUCCGAUAACCACUCGUCAAACGAAGGCUGUGAAAAAUGCGCAUUCAGAUUCCGUAAAUUGUGUUAAGUUUCUAACGGAUUGUUUGUUUGCCACUUGCUCGGAUGAUACAACCGUUGCUCUAUGGGAUAAACGAAAUUUAAGAUCGAAAGUUCGGAGUUUACAUGGUCACAUGAAUUGGGUAAAAAACAUCGAAUAUUCAACCAAAGAAAAUCUGCUGGUGACGUCAGGUUUUGAUGGAAGUAUUUUUACGUGGGACAUAAAUUCGAGUACCGAACAAGGAUUUGUCUAUCAAAAAGUAUUUCAUACACCUGGUUUGAUGAGGUGCCGAGUAUCACCAAAUUCAAAUCAAUUGGUCAUUUGCACGACGGGCGGCUACUUAAUCAUCAUUCAUGAUUUAGAAUUGUCAACACUUGCCGAAGACUUGAAUGGAUUUAAGCCAAAUGUGUAUCGUCUAAUGCAGUUAGGUAGACAAUUUAUACCAACAGCGGCGAAAUUCGAUCAUGUGUUCUCGAAAAAUAUGAAACGAAAUCGAGUCGAAUUAGUUAGUGAUUUUCCAAAUGAUGCCGAAGUAAUUAGUAGUUUACAAAUCCAUCCGCAUGGAUGGUGUGCACUUAGCCGAAAUAUAAGUUAUGACGAGAGGACCGAAUUUACAUGUUUACACGAUAUUCAGCAUCGAGACUAUGAUGAUAGCAUUGAUAAUGCUGAAUCGGAUGAACAUCAAAAAAACAACGAUACACAACCAUUUAUGACAACGUCUACAGCAACCACCACCACCACCACAACGACCACAACAAAUCAGGUGAAUAGCACAGUAACACAUGCAGAUAUCUGGGCCGCUGAAAUGACUGUACGAGAUAGAUUGCUUAGGGUUAGACGAAACCAUGAUUCGAAUACAUUUAAUAAUACGCACGUAUAUGGUAUCAGUAGUGGUGUUUUAUCAAUGCAAAAUUCCAAUGCGACUCAGCCCGUUCGAUUGUCAUCACCAUCGGCAACAGGAGGUGGUGGAGGUGGUGCAUGCAGUGGAUAUCGUUACAUGUACGUACCGAAAAAGCCGAUACCACAAAAUGUACGACGAAUGUUAUACUCAAUAGAACAACCAAAUAAAGGCCAAGGAUUGAUAAAAGAGGAAUGCUUCUCAUCAUGUGGACGCUUAAUAUGUUCACCAUACGGAUUAGGGUUUCGUUUGCUCGCAUUCUCGCCCAAUUGUCAGGAAUUACCACAGGCGCUAACACAACAAAAUGGUUCAAAUAAAUUAUAUGAAUUGAAAAAUGUUGAUUGUCAUCAAGAUAUUGUGGUGAGCACAAGAUUUAGCCCCAUUCAUCCGUUAUUAGCCACCGGAUGUUUACAAGGAAAAAUAAUGUGGCAUCAGCCACGUUUUUAGUUUUAUUCAAAUUCGCUUCAUUCGAAUGCAUAAUGUUCAAAUAUGUUUUCUUUUUUAAAUUUUCUUAAAUAAAAUGUUUAGUAAUACGUAGGCUGUUACUUAUAUAUUGAGAAUAGCAAA